Molecule: messenger RNA, 714 nt
Organism: Truncatella angustata
Lineage: Eukaryota; Fungi; Ascomycota; Sordariomycetes; Amphisphaeriales; Sporocadaceae
Exons: 1
Source: RefSeq, a predicted model, not a curated record
UCUGGAACAUCUCACUAUCUCAAAAGAAGACACAUUUUCUGGAGAAGGUACCAAGAAAGCUCAAUCGCUGCACCCCAAACCAUCCAAGCCAUCAUGUCCGGCGACUCAAACAACAAUGACACUUUGAGGGAUGAGAAAGCUCCGAUCGACGAGCUAGCCGUGAGCGGCCAUCAAACUGUGAUCUAUGAUCAUGCUUCGAGCAGUAGCCGGGCUAUCAUCGAUGAUGAAGAGCUGGCCAACUCUCAAGCUUCGCGUGCUGACGGAGUAUCGAUUAUGGACUGGGAUGCGCGCAGGCGCGCACUCAUUAACGCUGUUCCAUACAACCUAUAUGAAGGCCACGGAUCUGAUAGCGAGAAAAUCUCGAGCUCAGCUGCUGCCGAGCAGACCAGGAGAGAUGAUGAGAACCCUUUGCCAAAGGCAGUCAAGGAACGUGUGACCCAGGGCGCCGUUUCACGUAAGCUCAUGCAGAUUUAUGACAAACAGAGAUGGGAUGCUGAUUGGGAGUACAACCGAUCGCCCUCCACUGCACCUUCGGCUAGUUUCGAGGUUCUGCCCAUUCACGGGCAUUCGCCAGCUGCUGAGGACUCGCCAACUACUAAGGCUGCACUCCCUACCGAGACUUCACCAACUACGAAGGCUUCUCCCUCUGCCGGGAAGUCACAAACUGCUAAGGCUUCGCUCGCUGUUGAGGACUUGCCCACGCCAACAGCUUGA